AUGCGUCCACUCUCUCUCCGCGCCUCAGCUACAUCACCGGAAACUCAACCACUCCCUCACAGCCUUGCUGUUCUCAGCUCGACUCUGUCAUCAAAUCUUCGCCGCAAUGCAUCUGCUCAGCCGUCAACAGUCCGAUUCCCAACAUCGGCCUUAACAUUAACCGCACACAGGCCUUGCAGCUCCCCAAUGCCUCAUGCCCGCAACAUUCAGACGCCUCCCCUCACACAGUGCAACGCCGCCACUGGUCCAGCAGCACCGCCUCCCGCACCUUCACCGACGGAAAAUACCCCAGAUGUGACACUAACCCCAACCUCAUCGCCGGGUGCUCGUUCAGGAGUUAGAGGUGGUUCCAAGACAAUUCCCUCCGCUGGUGGCGGCUUGUCCACCGGGAACGUCGACCGCGUGCCGCUGCAUCUUCUUAUGUUCGCU
Messenger RNA from Arabidopsis lyrata subsp. lyrata, 429 nucleotides. RefSeq names its product rho GTPase-activating protein gacO. The record is from RefSeq and is a predicted model, not a curated record. The transcript has 3 exons. The annotation marks the transcript as partial. NCBI's taxonomy places the organism in Eukaryota, Viridiplantae, Streptophyta, Magnoliopsida, Brassicales, Brassicaceae.